Messenger RNA from Baudoinia panamericana UAMH 10762, 909 nucleotides. RefSeq lists its product as uncharacterized. The record is from RefSeq and is a predicted model, not a curated record. The transcript has 2 exons. Lineage: Eukaryota; Fungi; Ascomycota; Dothideomycetes; Mycosphaerellales; Teratosphaeriaceae. Bases 1 to 909 code for a protein of 302 amino acids.
AUGGACUUCGCACUCCAGGAGUUCUGCGGCCGCUUGGGCAGGCUGACUGCAGAGGCUGACCGACUGAGGGACGAGCGCGGGAGGCUUGAGGCACGCAAGGCGGCGAUUGACGAAAGGCUCGCAGAGGUUGAUGCAGCAUCCAGGGACCUAGCGAGCUCGUACGGUGCUUCUGGGCCACGCAAUCAGACCAUCUUACCACAUCAAGGCGACCGGACAUUCACAGCUGCCCCGACACCAGCAGACACCACUCGGUUCUCUACACCAUCUAAGGACGUCGAAAACACAGAGCCAGAUGGGGAUAACAACAUCAUUGUUGCCUCGCCCAAGCCGAAAGGCACGCUGGUCGCGUCUUCUAAAAUGAUACCAGGCCGUCACCCGAUUCUGCACGAGCUUUACCCUACCAUUGUCAAUCUCGACGGGAUAUGGACCGAGAUCUGGUGCGGCCGGUGCUCGCUAAACUGGAACACAAGAAGUCAAACCUACUUUCACGGCGUCGACGGUCUACACAAUCACUGGAUGCAGGCACACAAAAGCGAGCUCCAUGACAGUUCGCUCAAAGCCUGCCUCAAAGAAGCUGGACGCCGCUCCGUCUCCGAUAUCGAUGGCACGAAGAUGAAACUGGGCGAAGCCCCAGUCGACGUACUAAUCAAGCCUCGCGGACUCGACACUUCCUCCAACCGCGUUCAUGCCAGGAAGAGCAUCAUGCAGCAGGCUGAGUCGCCGCCGCAGGUUGUCACGUUGCAUGACACUAGCAGUUCGAAGAGUGCUGCCAAAAAGAUCACGGAGUAUGAGGUCUUCCAAAACUUGGCGGCGGAGGCGGAGGCCUCUGCUACGCCGAAGGCGAAGAGGCAGCGUACGAGCGCGGGACGUCCAUCCUACUUCAAUGGCGGAAGGACGAUGAGUUUGUGA